CACUCAGGGCUCGGUCGUCUGUGCCGUGAGACGAGGAGGGUCAGGGCAGGGGACGCCGCCUCCCUUGCAGCAGGAGCGGUUCCGGGCACUGCCGCGGCUCUCCUUCUCCCUCUCCCCCUCCUUUCCCCCCCCCAGAUCUUUUCUGUACAGACCAAAGUGCUGUUGGAGCUCCCACCCUUCAUCCCCGCUCACGCCAUCGACGCCCCCUGCGAGACGCAGGUCUACGCUCAGAGCAAAGGAGUGCGCUACCGGCGGCCGUGAUAAUUUAUUGCGGGAACAUCAGAGCGACACGGACACGCGAGGAGCGAGCUGUGAACCGCCGCGGACACGUCGGCGGGGGAUUCGCAGGGGAUGCGAUGCUCGCGCAGCGUCGUCAGUGAGCGACCGCCACAAAUGUCACCCGGGAUUAACGGGUGACCUUCUGCCGCUGGAGCAGGAUUGGCGGCCACCGCCGAGUUCCCCGUCCUUCCUCCCUUCCUUCAUCCAUCCUUCAUCCUUCCUUCCUUCAUCCUUCCAUCCUCUCUCCCUCCCUGCUCCACACGGGCCGCAGCGGAGGGUCCCAUCCAGCCCUCGGGAAGAUGCCUGGCGGCGGCUGGGGCCGAGCGGGAGCCGGGAGCGGAGGACGACAUCUGCCAGCCCCGCGGCCGCUCCGCCGGGACACAAGGACCCCGCGCCCGUCCCGGGGCUGAGCGCCCGCGGCCCCGCCAUGGUGCUGCCCUGUGCCGGCGCCCGGCCGCUGCCCGAGGAGCCCCGCGGCCGCAGCAACUCGGUGCCCCCUGCGCAGACCCCCACCGCCAAGCACAUGCUGGCCUACCUGCCCCGGCCGCCCACCGACACCAGCCGCUACGGCACCUUCCCCCAGAAGCCCGAGCCCCCGGCCGCCCCCGGGGGGGCUGCGGCGGAGGACGGCCGGCAGCGAGCGGCCAAGAGAAGCCCCCCAAUGCCAAACCACGGAGGCGUCCCCGGUGAGCCGUCCCUGCCGGCCGUCCUGCGCCGUCCCGGCGACAUGUCCCGCUGCCCGCUGGCCGCCCGCUGGCACCCGCUGCAGGCGCCCGGCGCCCCUGGUGCCAUCCCUGGCAUCACCAUCCCCAGCGCAGGGCGCGGCAGGACCCCCUCCAUGGAGGGGCUGCCGGGCCGGCGCUGCAAGCGGCUGGAGGAGGACGGCCCCGUGGCCCAGGCGGGCAGGCGGCAGCGGCAGCGGUACGUCACCAAGGUGGGCAAGUGCCAGGUGAACCUGGGCAACAUCCAGGAGAAGAAGCGGUUCCUCUCGGACAUCUUCACCACCAUCGUGGACCUCAAGUACCGCUGGUUCCUCUUCGUCUUCAUGAUGUGCUACAUCGUCACCUGGGUGGUCUUCGGCACCGUCUACUUCUUGGAUGCCUGGGCGCGGGGCGACACGGAGCACCGGGGGGACCCCGAGUGGCGGGCCUGCAUCCAGAACGUGGACGGCUUCGUCUCCGCCUUGCUCUUCUCUGUGGAGAGCCAGCGCACCAUCGGCUACGGCGCCCGCAUGGUGACGGCCGACUGUGCCGAGGGCGUCAUCCUGCUGAUGGCCCAGUCCAUCGUGGGCUCCAUGAUCGACGCCCUGAUGGUGGGCUGCAUGUUCGUCAAGAUCUCCCGGCCCAAGAAGCGCGCCCAGACCCUCAUCUUCAGCAAGAACUGCGUCAUCUCCCGCCGGGACGAGCAGCUCUGCCUGAUGUUCCGGGUGGGCGACCUGCGGGAUAGCCACAUGGUGGACGCCAAGAUCCGGGCCAAGCUGAUCAAGUCGCGGCAGACGGCGGAGGGGGAGUUCAUCCCGCUGGAGCAGUCGGAGCUGAACCUGGGCUACGACACGGGGGAGGACCGGCUCUUCCUGGUGGAGCCCCAGAUCAUCUGCCACAUCAUCGACCGCCGCAGCCCCUUCUGGGACCUGUCGGCCGAGUCCCUGCGCCGGGAGCAGUUCGAGAUCAUCAUCAUCCUCGAGGGCAUCGUGGAGGCCACAGGAAUGACAUGCCAAGCCCGCACCUCCUACACGGAGGACGAGAUCCUCUGGGGGUACCGCUUCGAGCCCUGCAUGUCCCUGGAGAAAGGAGCCUUCCGGGUGGACUACAGCCGCUUCGAGAUGACCUUCGAGGUGCAGACACCGGCAGCCAGCGCCAAGGAGCUGCAGGAGCGGCAGGAGCUGGAGCUCCCCACGCUCGGGCUCUGCUGGGACCAGCCCCUGCUGCCCCGCGCUGCGCCGGGCGUCGGGCACCGCCGGGAGGAGCCGCCGGAGCAGGGGGACACGGGCUGAGCGCGGUCCCGCACCGACAGUGCCAUAGCCCACCCUCCCCCACGGGGCUGAGCCCCCCCGGCCGCGGGGCGUCACUGCCGCAGCGACGUUCUUCCGUCAGGAGGAACGCCAGGUCCAAACAAGGGAAGUCUCUUAAUUAAAAAAAAACAAACACAAAAAUCAAUCA
This is a messenger RNA of Chroicocephalus ridibundus (black-headed gull), 2438 nucleotides long. Its product is annotated as G protein-activated inward rectifier potassium channel 3-like. The transcript has 5 exons. Gene Ontology annotation, biological process: regulation of monoatomic ion transmembrane transport; potassium ion import across plasma membrane. The record is from RefSeq and is a predicted model, not a curated record. Lineage: Eukaryota; Metazoa; Chordata; Aves; Charadriiformes; Laridae. Bases 707 to 2272 code for a protein of 521 amino acids. Gene Ontology annotation, molecular function: inward rectifier potassium channel activity. Gene Ontology annotation, cellular component: plasma membrane.